UGACUCAUUGAUGUCGUGUUGUUGCGAAAUACUCAGUCAUUCGUGUUGAGUUAUGGCUGCCAAAAUUACGUAUCAAAGGACAUACGGGCCGUAUGUCAAAUUCCUGAGAUGUUUUGAAUGGGUGUGGACCUUAACAGGUCAGAACCGUCAGAACCGGGAGCAAGUGGAUCCUGGUGGUGAACUGCAGAUUAUGCUGCCUUCUCAGCCUGAGAGGGUCAAUUCUGGGGAAGUGUGUCUGCUGGCUGAGAGCCCGUUCCGAAUCUUAAGGGCAGCAGAAAGCGGCAAUGUAGAAGAUUUUAUGCGGCUAUACCUCAGUGAGCCAUCGAGGCUGACUGUCAGGGACGGAAGGGGUCGUACUGCCGCUCAUCAGGCCGCUACCAGGAACAACACCAAUAUACUGCACUUUAUCAACAACUAUGGAGGAGAUUUGAACGCUAAAGACAAUUUUGGCAACACUCCCCUUCACGUGGCCGUCGAAAGUGAGGCGUUGGAUGCAUUGGAGUUUUUGCUGCAACAUCGCGUCGAUACCAGCAUUUUGAACGACAAAUCUCAAGGGGCUCUUCAUCUCGCGACCGAACUGAACAGGGUCUCCGUACUCCAAGUCUUCACCAGAUACAAGGACCAAUUCAACUUCGAUUUAGGAGGAGAGCACGGUCGCACUGCGCUCCACUUCGCCGCCAUACAUGACCAUGACAUCUGCGCGAAAAUUUUGAUCACAGACUUAGGCGCUGGCUGCAAGAUAGCUUGCAACAACGGUUACUACCCGAUUCAUGAAGCGGCAAAAAACGCUUCGUCAAGAACUAUGGAAGUCUUCCUGCAGUGGGGGGAAUCGAAGGGCUGUACCAGGGAGUCAAUGAUAUCUCUGUAUGACAACGAGGGGAACGUGCCUCUGCAUUCAGCCGUCCAUGGUGGUGAUAUCAAGGCAGUGGAGCUCUGCCUCAAGUCUGGUGCGAAGAUUUCCACGCAGCAACAUGAUUUAUCGACGCCAGUCCAUCUGGCCUGCGCACAGGGUGCCCUCGAAAUUGUGAAGCUGAUGUUCAUGAUGCAACCAACUGAGAAGCUCGCUUGUCUGACCUCCUGCGACGUGCAGAGGAUGACCCCGAUCCACUGCGCCGCCAUGUUUGACCACCCUGACAUCGUGAACUACCUCAUCUCCGAGGGAUCCGAUAUCAAUCCGUUAGAUAAGGAGCGCAGGUCGCCAUUGCUGUUGGCUGCUUCGAGAGCUGGAUGGAGGACGGUGCACACUUUGAUACGUCUGAGUGCCGACAUCGAACUAAAAGACAUCAACUCCAGAAAUGUUCUCCACUUAGUCGUGAUGAAUGGCGGGAGACUGGAGGAGUUCGCGGCCACAUGCAAGCUUACAUUCCAGGAUCGCUGUGACAAAAGCUUGGCACAGCUCCUGAAUGAGAAGGAUCAUACCGGCUGCUCGCCCCUCCACUACGCCAGCCGUGAAGGUCACAUUCGGUCACUGGAAAACCUCAUCAGACUUGGCGCUUGCAUCAACUUGAAAAACAACAAUAAUGAGAGCCCGUUGCACUUUGCUGCCAGAUACGGCCGCUACCACACCGCUUGCCAGCUGCUAGACUCAGACAAAGGGACUUUCAUUAUCAACGAGAGCGACGGUGAAGGGUUGACCCCUCUCCACAUCGCAUCUCGCGAGGGGCACACGCGAGUGGUCCAGUUGCUCCUUAAUCGCGGGGCUUUGUUGCACCGGGACCACAAUGGCCGCAACCCUUUGCACCUGGCGGCUAUGUCUGGCUACACGCAGACCAUCGAGCUCCUCCAUUCAGUUCACUCCCAUCUGUUGGACCAGACAGACAAAGAUGAGAAUACACCACUACACCUGGCCACAAUGGAGAACAAGCCAAACUCCAUUGCUCUGCUGCUGUCCAUGGGGUGCCGGCUGAGCUAUAACAGUCUGAACAUGAGUGCGAUUGACUACGCCAUUUACUACAAGUUCCCUGAAGCUGCAUUGGCUAUGGUCACUCAUGAACAUCGUGCAAAGGAGGUGAUGGCUCUCCGCUCUGACCGCCACCCCUGCGUGACCUUGGCGCUCAUCGCCUACAUGCCCCGAGUAUUCGAAGCCGUCCAAGACAAGUGUAUCACCAAGGCAGACUGCAAAAAGGACUCCAAGAGCUUUUAUAUAAAGUACAGUUUCGACGCGCUUUGCCCACAACUUAAGAUCGAAGACGGCAAUAACGCACGACGAACGACGAAAUCGGACAAUGUGCCAAAAUCACAAAAGACCCCUUUACCUGCCCUUAAUGCUAUGGUGGCUCACGGCAGAGUUGAACUUCUCGCCCACCCUUUAAGUCAAAAAUAUUUGCAGAUGAAAUGGCACAGCUACGGGAAGUACUUCCACUUAGCCAAUCUCCUUUUCUACUGCAUUUUCUUGAUAUUUGUAACAGUUUACACUUACUUACUGAUGAUGAACGCCGAAGCUACUCCUACCUCCAAAAGAUCAGACAAAUGCAACGUUACGGAUCCCGAACAUGAAAACAAAACUGAUCGGAAUAUUUCGUUUGAACCUGAUUUCGAGUCAAAAGUCGCCAUGUAUACAAGCACAGUCGCGAUUCUCGUGUACAACGGUUUGUGUUUAAUUCGCGAAGCUUAUAACGUGAAGCAACAGAAAUGGCACUACAUGGUCGACCCAUCCAACUUGGUCUCCUGGUGGCUGUACAUCAGUUCGUCUAUGAUGGUCUUUCCAACACUGUUCGGAUGUUUCGAAGAGAUACAGUUCUCGGCAGCAUCAAUAACAGUAUUUCUGUCAUGGUUCGAGCUGCUCCUCUUACUGCAACGUUUCGACCAAGUUGGGAUUUACGUAGUCAUGUUCCUGGAGAUACUACAGACCCUGAUUAAAGUCUUAAUGGUGUUUUCAAUCCUGAUCAUCGCAUUCGGGCUGGCAUUCUAUAUCCUCCUGUCUAAAGUGGGUCCUGACGAGACGGGACACCACUUGUCUUUCAAUAGCAUCCCGAUGUCGUUGAUGAGGACUUUUGCGAUGAUGCUCGGGGAAAUCGAUUUCGUUGGCACUUACGUUCAGCCGUACUACAAGUCUGAGACGGAUAUACUGUUGCCUUUCCCGAUGCCAACGUUUUUCAUACUGGGACUGUUCAUGGUACUGAUGCCGAUAUUACUGAUGAACCUGCUUAUCGGUUUGGCUGUAGGAGAUAUUGAAAGUGUUAGGAGGAACGCCCAGCUUAAGAGAUUGGCUAUGCAGGUCGUCCUACACACGGAACUCGAACGCAAGCUGCCAACGAUUCUGUUGGAGAAAGUGGACAAAGACGAGCUGAUCGAAUACCCGAAUAACAAGAAGUGCAAGCUUGGCUUCCUCGACCUGAUACUACGCAAGUGGUUCUGCAACCCUUUCACCGAUGACAGUGGUCUGGACUUGGUGCUGGAGAGCAGCGAGGACUACAUCACCGCGCAGCUGGACAAACAGAAACGCAAACUGAGGACCAUGUCACAACUGUUGGAGCAACAGCAUACUCUCCUACGCCUUGUUGUGCAGAAAAUGGAGAUAAAAACCGAAGCCGACGAUGUGGACGAAGGCGUUUCCCCGGGGGACACUCGUGUCAUCCCCCGCUGGAGUUCCCCCAGGAUUCGAAAGAAGCUGAGAACAGCAUCCUCUUUCAACAAAGGUGGCUAAACCACAAAGAAAAUCGGUAACCAACACACUCUCUACAUAUAAACACUUUAAACUAACGGACGAGUUUCAAACAUUAGUGUAGAACUAUAAUUAUUUUUAAUCUAUUUAUUUAUGGACACAUAACACAAAUAGUAAUACAUAUUUUUAUAAUACAAUAGGUAUAAAAUUUAUUAAAUAUCAUUUAAUAAUGUAUAUUCCUUGCAAAUUGCUAACAGCAAAAAACAUGUGAUAAAAUAAAGUCAUUUAUUUUGUCAGUCCGAUAGGUCGUCACAUUAGCACGCAUUUUUUGGAGCUUGUUGUAGUCACCGUUUCUUAUUUGACUUUGCUGAGAACAAAUGACGCAAAAAUCUGGAAAUUGACGUUAUUCUGUCGUAAAAUCGGCUUCGCAUAAAAAUCUAUUGUCAUUUAACUUUUUCUAAAUAGCGGUCGGUUCUUGAUCAAUUUGAAGGGAAUAUACUGCUGAUUAUUGAAUAUUUACAAUGUAGGUACGUUUCAAAACUCUGGUGACGGCAUUUCGUUUUUAUUUGUUUUUCUUUUUAAGAAUAAAUCAAUUUUUGUUCUGAUAGACACAAAUAAAAUGAAUUAGCAUGUCGAAUUUAUUGUUGUAGUUAAACAAAAUAUAACUUAUUUAGAAAAUAAAUGUCAGUAGCUAUUAAAAUAUACCAUAAUCGAUAUAAUUUAAAAUUAAAUGUAUUUUAAUGAAUAACGAAUAUUUAAGUUACUACGUCAUCAAUUAAUAGUAUCUAUCAAAUGUAUUUAUUUUAGGUAAAAAUAGUUUAAUUUUGGUGUUAAAUUUACAAUUUAGUUAUACCCGAGACAUUCCGUAGAGUACGCACGAUAAAAAAAUAUCAUACCUAAUAUAAAAUAAAAUAAAAAUUGAAAAUAACUUUAAUGGAAUACAUAACAUCAUGCUUAAUAUAAAAAUUGAAAAUAACCUUUAUGAAAUACAUAUAAAAGACCAUAAUUGUAGUUAAAAUUCGAUUUAGAGAAAAAAUAAAACAGAAAAUAAUUCACACCGCUGCCGCUGACAAAAAUGAUUUUUAUUUCUUGUGUGAAUAUGAUUUUUAUCAGCGAUAAUCGCCAGUAAAAAUGAAUUUCAUUUUUGGAAUGUCUGUAGUUAAGUUCAUGUAAGUGUAAUCGUGUCAUCAAUGUUUAGAUAUAUUAGAUUAUUUGCUCUAUAUGUGUUCUAUCGUGCAGACAUUUUAGUGAAACAACACUUAUACUCACACACACAUAACCAGGUCGAAACGGGCUAUUCCCUUUUUAUUUUGUAAUUAAUCAUUCAUGUGCAUAUUUACAAGGAAGCACCCAUACAACGUGUAACAAAAAAACGUCUUCCUAUAAAAAAAUCACAUCAUCUUUUUAUCUACUAUCCGAAUAGACUAAUAUUUUAGUAUUUUUUUCAUUUUUUAUUUAAAAUUUGUCUGGAAAUUUCUGUUACACGUUGUACAUCUCAAAAUAUUUGUAUUUUUUAUAAACAAAAUAACAAGCUGUUAUAUCAAAUCACAUAGCAUAGAUAAGAUUGAUUCAUUUUUAAUGAGUAAAUCAUAUUAUAGUAGCAACAUAGUAGUUUUUAUAAGAUGCGAAUCAAUCUAGUCUUAAAUACCAAAUACUAACGCUGUUAUCAUGAUAAAUAAUUGUAUUAAUAUAUUAUGUAUUUAACUCAUUCAACGACCAACAUACUAUGAGGCUAAAACAUAGUAUUUAUCAUAUAGUUAUAUUCUUAGUGACGAACGAAUAUUGAAACAGGAACUGUAAUAUUUGUAAUUUACAAAAUGGCCGACUCAACUUAGCACAUUCGCAAAAUUUUGCUUGAAUACACACGUUGACUAUUAUUUUAUUUUAAUUACAUUUUGCAAUUCAUUACUGCGUGCAUUGUUAUUUCUUGAUUCAAUUCAAUAAAUGUUAUUAUGUACAGCUUAAUACAGUAAAUUUAAACGAAAAUAAUAGGCAACGUGCUUUAACUUUCUAUGUCAAAAUGUUUAAAAUCGAAUUUCGUUUAUGUGUAACUAAAAAAACUCGAAAUAAUAGAACGCAACUUAAUUUUAAGACGCCUCUCAAUAUCUUCGUAUCCAUUUUUCUACUUUAAAGUGAAAAAAACACUAUAAGAGUUAAUUACGUCAAUCUAUCGAUACUUUAAGUGCGAAAAGCAGAUGACAAUCUUAAAAUUUAGUUGUGCUACAGCCACUUAAAAACAUUUUAAACUCUGAUUGUAUACUACAACUGAUUUUGUAAUUUACGUUUUGAUUUUGUAUUGUACGUUUUAAGCACUUGCACCAAACUAACGAAAUAUUUAGUAAAUCAUGCUUUAUAUAUAUAAGUCAAAGCUUUACAUGAGAGCUAAGCUCUCUAUAAUAUACAUAAUAUUAUAUAAUGUACGAAGAUAAAAGAUAAAUUGUAAGACCAUACAUUAUUUUAUCUUUUUAUGAAUUAUUUUUAUUGAUAUACAUUUACUAAUACGGUUUGUACGUAAUUUUUAUAAGGACGGAUAGUGGUGAUGCUGUUCUAGUAGCAUUUCGUACUUCAUUUUCAAUUUUACAAUUACAUUUUUGUCUACAUCAACAAUUUUCACAAAUCACCUUAAUGUUUACAGAAACGAGUCAAGAAAUCUACAACCAUUUGAAUUACAGCUGUAAUAUAACAAAAAAAAAUCCGUAAUUUCUACCAAAACAACUGCUUCACACAAAAAAUAAUACAGUAAUAUGCUAAAAUUGCUUCAGUUAAGUUGUCUUUACAAUUUACUUAAUACCAUUGAAAUAUUCUCGAUACGAAAGCUACUAGGACCGCAGCACCAACAAAGAAGUGUAUUUUUGGAUCGACGUGUUUUAUAACAUGGUAGACUUUUGGAUGAUGCGACACUGACUAGUCGCAUCAUACAAUGUUGAUAAGAGCUUGGAUAGUGCUAACGCAAGUAGGUUAAGUCAUGAGGCCAGUCCCAUGAGACUGUGGCGUCGAAGGUACCGGCUAAGCAAAGAAACACACAAAAAUCUGUUAAAAUAAAUCCUUUUUGUUAUUAAAAAUCAAUGUACAUCAUGUUUUUUGUUUGUAAUUUAGAUACAAUCUGCCAUCCAGGCCAUGGUCUCAACAUGUAACAACAUAUUUGAUGUUAUUUUUUAAAUAAAGUCUUUUUGAAGUAGGA
Molecule: messenger RNA, 6785 nt
Organism: Trichoplusia ni (cabbage looper)
Lineage: Eukaryota; Metazoa; Arthropoda; Insecta; Lepidoptera; Noctuidae
Gene: TrpA1
Product: transient receptor potential cation channel subfamily A member 1
Exons: 21
Coding region: 53-3646 (1197 amino acids)
Biological process (GO): transmembrane transport; monoatomic ion transport
Cellular component (GO): membrane
Molecular function (GO): protein binding; monoatomic ion channel activity
Source: RefSeq, a predicted model, not a curated record